This is a messenger RNA of Penicillium cosmopolitanum, 1845 nucleotides long. RefSeq lists its product as uncharacterized. Bases 1 to 1845 code for a protein of 614 amino acids. Gene Ontology annotation, biological process: 3-(3-hydroxy)phenylpropionate catabolic process. The record is from RefSeq and is a predicted model, not a curated record. The transcript is spliced from 6 exons. Gene Ontology annotation, molecular function: 3-(3-hydroxyphenyl)propionate hydroxylase activity; FAD binding. NCBI's taxonomy places the organism in Eukaryota, Fungi, Ascomycota, Eurotiomycetes, Eurotiales, Aspergillaceae.
AUGUCGUCUGAGCACGUUUUGGAGACUACAGAUGUACUCAUCUGUGGUUGUGGGCCAACAGGAGCCAUGCUGUCUGGCUAUCUUGAUGGUAUGGCGGUCCGGAAUAUCGUCCUGGAGAGAGAGGCCGAUAUCACGACAGACCCAAGGGGAAUCGUUCUUGACGACGAAGGCAUCCGUUAUUUGCAGGGUCUAGGUUUGUAUGAGCAUGUCUAUACGGACAUCGGUUCUUGUGCGUAUCGAGAAGAUGCGAUUCAGUCCGAAGGAUUUACGGGACAUGUCGGCGUCAUAAGUCACAAACAACCUGCGCUUGAAAAGCAUCUUCGUUCCCGCAUUAAGGGGUCUCAGCACUCGCAGUUGAGAGCCGGAUGCACCCUUGAGUCAAUCGAGGAAGAUAAGGAUUGGGUACAUGCGAGCUAUGUGGAACCUGAAGGUAAUAAACGACGCAUUCGCGCCCGUUUCCUGGUUGGUGCGGACGGCAAGACAGGCUACGUGCGCAAGCAAUAUCUCGAACCACGGGGGAUUAAAUUGGAGUGGGCUGAACAGUGUCGCUACGAAGAAACCUGGGUAGCUUUGAAUUGGGAAAUCAGCAUGCCAACAGCAGAAACGCACCCAGACUUCCCGCUAUGGAGGCUGGGGUAUUCGCCUGAAGAUGUGUACAACCAGUUCUUCCCGAAGGAUUUUCGAUUCCUCUGUAAUCCUCGUCGACCAGCAGUUUGCGGCCGUUUCGGCCAGACCAAGGACCGCCUCUGGAGGUUUGAAUUUGUGGUUCAGGCUGGUGAAGAUCCGCAAGAAAUGUCUGAGCCACACAAGAUUCGGGAAAUUGUAUUCCCCUACCUUCGUCAUGAAGGGUCCCGCUAUGACCUAGACACAGCCGUCGAAUUUCCAACCGAUUGCAUCAAGGUCCUUCGAUCUCGUCCAUUUCACUUUGCCGCAAGAAAGUGCAAUAAAUGGGCCAUGGGACGGGUCAUCUUGUGCGGCGAUGCCGCUCACGUCUUUCCUCCAUUUGGCGGUCAGGGAAUUGCUUCCGGCUUUCGGGAUGCUAUCGCCCUUGCCUGGCGACUUGCCAUUCUCACUCGGUCCCGUUCUACUCGACUAGACUACGAGCAAGUACUCGCGGGGUGGUACUCUGAACGCGGUCAACAAUUCCAAAAGUCACUUAACACAACUUUGCGAAAUGGACAAUUGGUCAGCAGCACCAAUACAGUGCAGAACUUCAUCCGGGACUGGUCGCUCUGGAUCAUGCAACUGAUUCCCCCAAUCAAGCAUCAACUGGAACUCGGACCCCGAAGUGAGGGCCCAGUCAGGUACACCCACUCAAAAGGUAUGCCGUUUUUGUCCCACCUCCACGGGGGAAUCGCCUUUCCACAAACAUAUUGCACAGAACUAGUCGAUCCCGAUAAUCUGGUUCGCUUUACCGAUGAUGUGAUAUUUUCCAAAAAGAAAACCAAGCUCUUCCAGAUUGUUGUUUUGCUUGAUAAGCCAUGCCAGGCGAUAGCGACAAUUCAAGAGAUGGGUGGUAUUGAUGCCUUUAGCGAUGGCCACUUAUCUGCCAAAGAGGCCACCCUGCUGGUCCAGGCUAAGACCUAUCAUCCUAAUGAUGAUAGCAUUAGUUUUGAUAGUCUCUCCCUGUUCCGAACUGCGACUGCAAAGGAAUUUGAGGAGUCCGACUUGUGCGUUGGACGGCCAAAACCCCAAGGCUACAACGACACUCAAAUCUGGAAUGUUAUGCGGGGAAAGCGAUUUGUGAUUGUUAGGCAUGAUCGCUGUGUCUAUGCCGCGUGCGGUACGAGGGCUGAAUUGGUUGAAGCCGCAAAAAGUCUGAGAGAGACUUUGCCAUUGAAUUGA